AUGGAUGCUGAUCUGGCAGCAUUCUUGAUAGAGUGUCUAUCUGUUUUGUUUUUCCUUCAAAAUGCAAAUAACCAUAGUUAUUCAAAGAUGUUCCAGCUACAAACAGGUCGUUUUUCUCUCAGAUCAUCAGUUGGUGCCGCGGUGCACGGGCAGGUGGUAGGCCAGCGGCGGACUGUCGGUUCCGCACCUGCGGCGACCACCAGCAACGGGGAGCAGGACAGCAGUCUCCGACGUGGCCCCGGCACUACAGAAAAAAUGCGUGGCGCAUCGUCGUUCUUAGUGCCUCUGUGCGUUCUGUGUCUGGGGGCUGCUUCGUGGCUUUCCCACGUCUCCCCUGUUUGCGCUACAGUGGAGCUAAGUGACAAGCUGAAAACCGCGUUAGGUUCCAUCUUUUCGCAGGACAAUGAUGAGAAUCCCAGCCCGAAGCUUGAGGACCUUAAACUUUCGGAUGAUCUCCCUACAAACGAAAAGGUAGAGGCUGUGGUCGGUAGCGUUGCGUCUUUCGCUGGUGUUGAUGUGAGCGAUGUGCUGGAGGAAGCUGAUUUGUUGGAGAAGGUUAAAGACGUUCUUCAAGAAAAAGAUACGAACCGCCGUCGCAGCCACCUUUUAGAGCUUCUCAAGGAACUCUUUCAAAAGCUUGCAGCGAAAUUGACGGGCAAGAAAUCGUGUAAAGAGUUGAAAGCAGAGGGUCAUACUCCGGAGGCCAGGCUGGGAUACUCCCCCGUCCGUUUUUUUGGCUACCCCCAUUACGACACCGAGACGCAGCAGACAUAUCUAUACAGUGGAGUGCCUUUGAAUAUUGUGAAUGGCUUCAAACAGCCUAUAAAGGUUGGCAGAGCAGACUAUCUGGUCCAGGGCCCACCUUCAAAAGUUUUGGCGUUCUUUGAUUGCUUUGGGGAAUACACGGCAAUAGCUCAAGCCCUCACCCCGGAUGGCCACUGGAUCAGCAGCCCACAUGAUGGCAUGACACCACGUCCUCUGUAUUUACAGGUUCAGGGUACAACGUAUAAUGGUACAGUAGCCCAGAUUCUGGUGCGAGCCGCACUAAAGACCGUGGUGAAACAGAUUGAUUUUAAAUUCCAGAAGAGAGGAAUGCUGACUGAAUUCGUUGAGAAGGCUCUCUCAGGAAACCUAGAGGCUUCAGACUUCGUAUUGGACGCUACAGGUGCCCGAGCCAUCAAAGAUCUUUGGGGAUACACAAGACUCAGCAAAGACGACCUUGUUUCCUUAGUGGCCGAAAUGUCAGAUACACAAUCCAUUCCAGAGAAGCUUAAACUGCUCUAUAAAUACAUGAAUGGAACUGAGAUAAAAACGACUAAGUGGAGCCACCGCAAGUUGGUGAAGAAACAGCGCAGCAUCAUGGUUACUUUGACCACCUAUCCUAAACCUGAUGCAGGGGUUAGGAGUACAAGACAGAUGGACUCACCGAAAGUUACACUCCAAGAUAUUUCGGACGCCCUCAAAGAAAUCGAUUUUGAAUAUUAA
Messenger RNA from Cyclospora cayetanensis, 1485 nucleotides. RefSeq lists its product as uncharacterized. Lineage: Eukaryota; Apicomplexa; Conoidasida; Eucoccidiorida; Eimeriidae. The transcript has 2 exons. Bases 1 to 1485 code for a protein of 494 amino acids. The record is from RefSeq and is a predicted model, not a curated record.